GCUCAGUGUCCCUGAAGUCAGGAACAGGUUGCAAGGAGAAGGUUCAACGAAACUCAGCACAAAAGUACAUUAUACUCUGAUUUUUGUGCAACAGAACUAUUUCUGUAACAUCUGCAUCUACCUCCUUGGUUCUUUCCAUCAUGGAUUUAUUGUGUCUGGGUUUAUUCACACUGGCUUUGCUGGCACAGACUCCAAGUGUCACUACUGCUGAUCCACUCAACACAACUACAGCUGCCACCCCGGUCGACACAACUACAGCUGCCACCCUGGUCGACACAAAUACGACUGCCACCCCGGCCACCACAUCUACGACUGCCACCCCGGCCGACACAUCUACGACUGCCACCCCGGCCGACACAUCUACGACUGCCACCACAUCUACGACUGCCACCCCGGCCACCACAUCUACGACUGCCACCCCGGCCACCACAACUACGACUGCCACCCCGGCCACCACAACUACGACUGCCACCCCGGCCACCACAACUACAACUACCAAACAGCCUGCCACCACCACCACCACUACAGCUACCACCACCACCACCACCACUACAACUACCAAACAGCCUGCCACCACCACUACAACUACCAAACAGCCUGCCACCACCACUACAGCUACCACUACCAAACAGGCCAACACCAAUACCACUGGCACUCCAGCCGCCAACAGUACAACUGCUAUCCCAGCCAACGCCACCACAGCUGCCACACAGGACAACACUACAACUCUAACCCAAAACAUCACAACAACAGUGACUACCACCACUGCAAAUGGAGGCUCGGAGGUGAAAGCUUCUGUGCUUUGUCUUGUUUUUCCACUCUUGCUCUACAUGCCUUGUGUUUAAUUGUCUGUGAAGCUUGCAUACAUUAAAUGUAGAUGCACUCUAAUCACAGAAAAAAGGACAACAUCUAAGGUAAAUCCUGACCCCUUUUUGUUUUGUACACAAAAUAUAUGUAGACCUAUCCUAAUCUUAUGUGCUCUUUAUAGAAUUUUGCAAUGCGUUUCUUAAAUAUACAGGGGAACAGAACCAUGCAGUACAAUAGAGCUAAACUCACGGUGCAAAAAAAAAAAAAAAAAGUGAUUGUGAUUUAAGAAAGAAAAAAUAAAUAAAAAUUUAGGUAACACAAUUGAGAACAAAUGAAAGUCAUAAAAAGGCUUUAUUGCACAAACCAUAUUUAAUGAUGUUAUAUACAUUAAUAAAUGAUUGAAUGAAUGAUUGAAUUAAAGGAAGCACAGAAGUACAUAGUUAAAGUCAUAUAAACAAAUUACCAAAUUGCAGUCAUUAAAGUGCCAAUAUAACCUGUUCUCCUUACAUUAUAUUGCACCUAUAAGUACAAGCCAAUAAGUAAUAUUUAAAAUGCAUAUACCUAAAGUAAGUGAUUCAAUACAAUAUGAGGAUUAGCACAAAACAGAGCUUAUUUUUGUACUAGCAUUGGGAAGGAAAUUACCAAAUCAGUGAGUAGGAGGUGCAUCUAAAACUUGUAGGUUUUAUUUAAUCUUCAGAUCGGCAUAUAGCAAGCAGUGCCUGUAGAUAGUCUCCUUUAAAGUGGUUCUGUUGGAAAAAUAAGCAAGAAAAUACAAUUACAUCAAUAUAUUUAUGCAAAUAUUUGAAAUAAAAAUUGAUAUAUUUACUAUACAUUUUAUAUUUAUUACAAUUUUAUCUGUGUGACAAACCUGCAGUGUAGUGUAGAGGGAAGUGCCUGUUAAUUUAAUGAAAGCAGCUCGGAUACAGAGCAGAUCUUCCUCACUGUGAGACACCAUAAUCUGCUGCACUAUCUCUUUCUGUAAGAGUGAAAUGAAUUAUGGGUAAACAGUGCAUCGACAGUCUCUUCAGAUGUAUAUUUUGUCAUUUUGACCCAUCUGUACAGACGAAGUUUGUUUUUUCAUGUCCACUCAUCAAAAUUAAACCACUACACUGCAAAGAAACAUGGUGUCUGACUCUUCUAAUAAACUCUAUAAAAUUACAGUGAUUAUGAGUUUCUUAAGCAACAGAAAAUAAUAGAAAUACCCCCAAAAUUAUUGAAAAUAAUAAUAAAAUGUCUGCGGUUCAUUUCAGGGUAUUUCCUAGAGGUGACAGAAGUUACAGUGUUUUCACUCUCUGACAUUAUCUUUGAAUUUGUUUAAAAUCGGUGAACAAUGGCCACAUUUUGCAGAGUCACAAAAGGGCAUUUGUGGAGGAGCACUUCCUAUGUUCCAAGCCAGUGCUCAGGCAUAGUAAUAAGUACUAAAUGUACCAGUAGUGUGAAAUAAUUUAUGCAAAUAUGACUGUGGGCAGACUGGUUAUAUUUAGUUCAAAAUUAUUCAAUACCCAGGAACUACACAGCUUCCCCUUCUCUCUUUUAUUUCCACUGCGAAUAGGAACUCUGAAGAGAUUUAACAAUCAGACACCAGUUGGUAACUUAACGUUCACCUCUCGUAGUUCUUCGAUUUCCUUUAUUCCCGUGUUAGCCUGUUUUUCUAGUUUUUUUUUCUCAUUGUGAGGUUGAGAAGAAGUAUGGCUGAAGUAAGUUGAAAAGAAUUGCUAGCACAUUUCAUGUUUCAUGUUUAGAUUCCAUAAAGUCUGGAUUUUUUUUACAUAGGUUUUAUUUCAAUUUCAGUCAUAUCUAAAAUCACUUCUUGUAUCGGGCACCUAAAUAAAUACUGAACCGCUAAAGCAAAUAUGCAAAUGAAAUAGAUGUAUUUAUAUAUAAUAUAUUAAAUGUAAGGAAAGAAUGCAAAUUAAAAAAUGGAUGAUUUGUAA
Oreochromis niloticus (Nile tilapia) is the source of this 2741-nucleotide messenger RNA. RefSeq names its product cell wall protein DAN4. The record is from RefSeq and is a predicted model, not a curated record. The transcript has 2 exons. NCBI's taxonomy places the organism in Eukaryota, Metazoa, Chordata, Actinopteri, Cichliformes, Cichlidae. The coding region runs from base 141 to 845 and encodes 234 amino acids.